AUGUCGUCAGAGGCUCCUCACGCCAAUCCCGGGGCGGCGGGGGCGGCGGGGGUGGGGAAAGAAGGCAGAUAUUGCUUUUCGAAGUGUUCUGUAGGUAACCUAGGCAAGAAAACCAGCAGGCAGCGGGCGCAGUGGGAGCAGAGGCGGCGGGCGGCUGCGCCCCCACAAAGGCGCGUCUCUGGCCGAGGCUGGCGGCGGGGCGCCGCGGGCAAAGCUGAGGCUUUGACCUGGGCGCACGCUGGAAAUGCCCGCCUCAUCGUCGCUGGAUAUACCCACCACGUUACCCAGGCUGGGGCCAUCUGGGCAGGGACACCAGCCUCGGCGAAGACCUUGGGCGACUUCAAAGCGCAGGCACCUCGAUUCCCCGAAUCUAUGUUGUGUGGCGGGUAUCGGUGUUCCCCUGGUUUAACUAGCCUGUUUGAAGGCGCAGAUCCUUCUUGGGGAAGUCUCACUGAAACCAGGUCUCCCUGCUCUCCCAGGGGCUUCGGUUUUCCCAGUCUGCCUCUGCUUGUGACUCCAGAAAGACAAACUUCCGAUUGGCCAAGAGAAUCCACACUUCUUGGUUUCCACUGGGCCCAAUGUAAAUGCCAUCUCCUCCAGGAAGCUUUUCCAGCUACCGGGACCUGGCCGGACAGCCGAGGGCCGGGUGGCAUCGGAGGGCGCUUCCGGAGUUCAGGCCGCAGCCUCAGGGGUGUCACGGCGCGGGGCCGCACGCAGUGGAGACCUGCUCGGCUCCGGGGCUUUUCGCCCCCGGCAGGCAGGAAGGGGUUAACGGAGCCCCUCCCCCGCCCGCGCCAGAGUCCCCCGCGCUUUCCUCCCGAGGUCUCAUUAGGGAACCCUCCCCGCUAUUUUCAACAUUUCCUCAAUCAAGGCCCUUUAAAUAGAGCUGCGCAAACAAAUUGGCGGCAAAAGCGUAGAUCUUGUCACGAUUGAGACCAAUCCAAUAUUUCAGCCUUGUUUGCUUUGCAAUUACGGGUAGGCUUGUGGCUGCGAUGCCACCGGGGCAAAUCUGCCGCCGCCCGCUUUCUCUAUGGACCUGGCGGUGGAGGAAAGAUCCUCGGAGCCGCCGCGGGGAGGUGGGGGGGCGUCGCGGCCGGGAACGGGGAGGAGAGAGCGGGCGGGGAGGGGACCCGGGCGGCCGAGGCUUUCCAGCCCCCGGUGCCAGGAGCGCGGAGCCUAGUUAAAGGGCUUCAUCCUGGCCAGCGGCCGGCGUGCCCACAGUAGUGAUACACUGUGCGGUGCUCAUGUGGAGCCCUUGGUGUACCUCUCCCCAGCUUCCUUUCUUCCCUUUUCCACCCAAUGAUGCCCUUUCUCUCCAGUAUUGGUUAGCCAUUCCCGGAUUCUCUCUCUGUCUCGCUCUCUCUGUCUCUCUCUCUCGAUGUUAAACCUGUUAGCACGCUGUUCUGUUUUCUGUGGCUGCUUACUCUUGUUUGACGUUUUGUACAAAGUCACUUCAAAUCGGCUGCAGGAGGAAUAAAACUCCAAGCCCUUGGGCUGGGCUCCCUCGGGUGUGCCGCUCCAGUCCUCCAGUAACCCGCGGGCCACCUUCGCAAGUGGCAGCGCCCGGCGAGUUCGGCCACCACAGGCCAGCCUCGUUGGAGUCGGCAGAACAGUAGUUAACUUGAAUAAGGUCCUAAGUCUUAUAUUUCACAGACAAUUAAAUCUUGGCUGCUGUUUAACAAAAUUGUAAUAUUUACUGUGCUCCAUACCGAGGAGCACUUUUAAAGUCGAAAACAAAUACUACAUUUUAAAAAGAAAAAUAUGAUAAUAAAUCUCUUUUUAUGGAUUCUCUCUGCAUAAGAGGGAAACAACAUGAUUUAACUCCUCGACACCCCCACCUCCUUUCAGGCGCAGCUGAAGUUACACAGUUACCGUCUUUUAACCCACAUUCUCUGUGUCUGGUGGGGGGGGGAGGCACCUGCAUUUGUUACGUUCCAGUUUCCAAGAUUUCACACCCCACCCUGACCCUUGUAACUGAAUGCAACAAGGAUUAUAAUAUAAUUAGGUCUGGGAUGUGAGGCCCAUUUCCAUGUGGAUUCAAAAAACGUGGGCAUGAUGGGCAAUUAAUUUAUAGUUUCAUAUUACUUUAUAAAUGACUGCCCAUUUUCUUCUCAUGUCCAGGUGGGACGGUUGAGGCAGAGAAAUAUUUUUAAAAGUCUCUGGGGUAUAUAUUAAAAUAUGCUUCUUUAUUAUUCAAAAAUGAAUAAGGUGUGGACCUACGUUUGUUUGCUGGUGGUUAUAAAAGAAAUGCCUAGCUGUUCUUGCCAAGUAGCAAUCUCUUUUAUGCUUUAUUUAUUUAUUUAUUUAUUGGUUUAUAAUCCCACCUUCGCUCUUCUGGAUUGUCCUCCUGUUGUCAUGUUUUGGUUCUCAAUUUUACUUAAAGAAAACCCCAGAAGUGGUGGUUUCCUAAAAUUGUGUGAUGACAAAGCCACAGAAUAAUAUUUCAGAUCCAUGAGUCAUGCACAACCAUGCGUAUUGCUCAUGCAGUUUCCUAGCCGAUUGCUAUAGUAUUUCUACAAGAAUAGAAAGCAGUAGCUAGAAAGGGUACCAUUUCGUAAGAAUUCUCUCUUCACCCAAAUAAUUAGUCUGACGUAUUAUUCAAUGCAGAAAUUGUAUUACUUUCAUGUGUGUUAAUCUGUUUAGUAUUAAAACUGCUAGAAUGUUUUAACCAUUAACAUGUUUUGCCACACCACUUUCAAAUGCGUGAUCUCAGAUAAUUACGAAGAUUUUGAUGUUAAUCCCAUGUUAAGUGAACAACUAUGAAAAUACCCUGAAAGCAUUAUUAUGCUUAUAUAAAUGCCAGCAAACACAAUUGUACAAAGAACACAGAUUUCUUUUUAUCUGACAUUAUCCUAUAGGGAUAUGCAUUCAUUUCUUUCAAAAUUAGAGCAGUUUUCUAUUACUUUUUAACAGAUUUUUUUCCAACACAGCAUUUUGCCAUGACUAUAAACCACAACAACUUUGUUACUGACAGAUAGAUAUUUUUCUUUCAUUGUUAUUCAUUAGCUUCUUUGCAAACUCACUAAAAUAGAAUAAUAUACAAAAAUAUCAAAAUAAAGAGAAUAACUAUUAGGGUCUACAUAUUUAUUUAGGUAGGCUAAUGUUAUUAAAAUUAAAAACAUGUGCCUGGCAUAUAAAUGUUACUUAAAGAAUUCUUUUUUGGAUGCAGAGUUAUUAUUUAAACCAACUCAGAAUUUUCAAGUACUGAUUUUUCCCUCUAAACAGGCAUUGCAUUGUUUUAAACAGUAGCUCCUGGAACCACCCUUAGUAUUUUAGACUUCCAAACAACAAUUGCAAUUGAAUAAAUACCUUCAGCUGGGAGCACUUCCCUAAUACCUUUGCAGGAAAUAAGAGUCCCUGCUUCUACUGGGUGACAAAGAGGCAGUGCACUUGUGCAAGGGCAGAACUUACCAAAAAAUGGAGUUUUCCUUUAAGAUUGCUAUGGUCCAUCUAAAAAAAAAUAGUGAAGAUGUGAAAUCAGAGAAAAUGAGUAAGUGCUUUUUUCUCGUUACAGUUGUGAAACGAUGGCUUAAGGAGGGAUGCAAAAUAAGAGCCAGGAGGCAUGCAGUAACAUAAAAUCUGAAAAAGAAAGUUUUCUCAAGCAGGCUCUGGCUCUUGGUCUAUAAAUAGGAGAGGGAUGUAUUGGAUCUGCAUAACCCAUUUUCUUUUCUUUUUUCAUUUUUUUUUCAAUUCAGUGACUCCCCCCCCCCCUUCUUUUCUUUUUCUUUUUUUCUGCACUCAUUGCCAUUCAGGGAACAGAAGUUCCUCGGCCAGGGAUCGAACCCAUGCUAUGGCUGUAACCAGAGCCACAGCAGUGACAUGCCAGAUCCUUAACCUGCCGAGCCACGAGUAAUUUUUAAAAGAGAUUUUUCACUGGGUGAGGAAGCCCUAUCAAGGAAAUAUAUGUGAAUUCUGACAUAUGGAGAAAAACUAGCUACCUUGAUUUUUAAUAUUUGAUUAAAAUAUUAAGCCACUAUACUAUUGUUCUUUCUAAAUGAAGGCAUGUUGUCACAACUGGUGUCAAAAAGCAUUGGUUUCACCCCCCCCCAAAAUUGUUGUUAAAGUAAUAAAGUUAUAUCCAUGAAAUGAUUUCCAUGAAUCCCAACUUGCUGCAAAAAGGUGAAAAAAACUUUUCUGGAAGAAAGCAGGCAACUUUGUUAUUGGUCUGGGAUAAAUAAAGCAAGAAACUGCCUCUUAUAUUCAUAGUAAUUCAUUCUGCUUUUUCAAACAUUGUUCUUGUUAUCUUGUGCUAUUCAAGUAAUGCUGGUGUCAGCAAUAAAAAAAUCAAAGAAUUGAAUCAAGUGACUAUUUUUGCUUUAUUGCAAAUAUAAAUUAUAUAUGGGCUACUGAAGUGCUUUGUUCAUUGAAUGCUGAAUUUUUCACUUUUCAGAUAGAGCGAUAUUUAAUGAAGUGUUUAUAAGGAUAAAUAUGAUGGUUCAUCAAGGAUAAAAUAGCCAUGUUAAGAAAGUGGCAUUUCAGUCCAUGUGGUGUGGGCUGUGCUUUGUAAAUUAUAGCACUUUUAAAAUCACAAUCUAGGUAUUCAUAAAGAGGACAUCCAAGAAGAGAACUCAGGAUUCCUCAACAUUUAUGGGCAAGAACUAUCUGAAUAUGUGGAAAUAAUGGAUGACACCCUGAGUUUUUCUCAUUGCCUUGGUUGCUAGGAGUUUUAACUGAUAAUCUUAGAUACAUCUGAGCAAACAGUAAGCCAGAUACAUUUGAUUGUAUUAUUGUUUAUACACUGCUUCAUGGUAGAAAUAAUUUCAAGCAGUUUUUUCAAGGAUUGGUAAGAUACAUUUUUCAAAAUCUGUUUGUAGAAAUAAUUCCAGUAAAUAUAAUUGUAACUUAUAUUGUUUAUUAUGAGAUUAAUGAGUCGCUCUGGUAAAUAUUUGAUCCCAAGAUGAAGCAAAAUCACAUUUAGAAUGAGACAAAUUUUAGAAGUUAAUUCUGAGUACAUUGUACAGAAAUCUUAGUACAUAGAAAUAAAGUUAUUAUUAUUGUGCAUGUAAAGUAGCAUACAUAAUUAAGAGGAAGUUUCAAGUCAGAUGCACAAUUUUGAAUCUUGACUAGAGCAACUAUCAGCAUGGGAUCUUGAGAAAAUUACUUAAGCAUCCUUAGCUUCACUUACCACAUCUGGACAAGGUGGAUAAUAACUGUAGAGGCUGUCACAGUGUCAUGAUGACCAUGUGGUGAGGUGAUUCACAACGAGGCCCUUAGCUGAGGGUCUGACAUAGAGUGCGUGCUUAAUAAACACUAGCUCUUCUCUUUGGCAUAGCAGUACAACAAUAAAGAGUGAUAGAGAUACCUGCUGGAUAUCUUCCCGAGAGUCACGGAAUGUUGGGGUGUUGACAACCCAUGGGCUUCGUAGAGAUUUGAAUGAGGAGUCUACAGUGGCUUCCAGACCACCAGCUUGACAGGAUGAAGGCAAAGUCUUUAGAGGCUCUAGAAAGUAUAGGGACAUGGUAUUAGUGAGAGCAACCUGCCAAACUGACAGAGAAAAUCCACCCUCAUGCCCUUAUGUCCAUGUGUGGUGGUCUGUUGGUGUCUAGCACAAAAGUCUAAACUGGGGAAAACAACACCUUAAAGAACUAGGAUACCCUAGGUCGAUGGUCUCAUUAUUUUAAUUGUGUACCCCAAUAGUAACACAUUUAAAGUAUAUUUAUUGGAAAGUUAUAUAUCCACACUACUUUGCUGAUAAACCUGUGCAAAACCUAAAUUUAAAAAGUUUGGGAUAAGAGUUCCCAUCGUGGCUCAGCAGGUUAAGGACCUGACAUUGUCUUCUGGAGGAUGCGGGUCCUAUCCCUGGCCUUGAUCAGUGGAUAAAAGAUCGAGUGUUGCCACAGGCUGUGGCAUAGAUCGCAGAUGUAGCUCCAAUUCGACCCCUAGCCUAGGAAGUUCCAUAUGGCACAGAUGUGGCCCUAAAAAGAAAAAAAAAAUGAGAUAAAAAAUUAAACCAUAGAUUUAAAUAGUUUAAGGUGAGAUUCAGCCUUGUCAGUAGUGGAUGCUAAACUACAUUUUAAAUAGUCUCAACUCAUUUAAGGAUGCUUUGAUUGACUGACUGUUGGAUUCAUGUUGUCUGCCUUUCUGCCUUGUUUUGUGGCUUUAGGACUACAGUAUUUAUCUUAGAGGGAGAACAGUAUCAAUUCUGUCAUUUUCUCGCUGAAACCUGUAUUUUUUGAAUUAUCUUCAAUCUAAGGCUUGUUGCAGGAAUCUUUUAAAGCCCUUUGUCUGUUUGGUGAAGGCUAGUUGAGUUAAAAUUAAAUUACAUAAUCUGCUUCCACCUAACUGAGCCAGAUAAACCCUAACACAUCUCAGUCCAUGUGAGUUUGUGAGCGUGUCACCAAGUCCAAAAUCUAUUGCUCGCUGCAGGACAGGCCAAUAAAUCGAAAGAUGAGUUGCUGUGGCAAGGAAUGGCCAUUUUAUUCAGAAAGCAAGCAGACUGAGAAGAUGGUGGACUAGUGUCCCAAAGAACCAUCUUACCUGAGUUAGAAUUCGGGCUUAUACAAAAAGGGGAGGGAGAUGUGGCUGGUUGUUGCAAACUUCUUGGUGCUAGAAUCCUUUGUUCUUUCAGCUUUCCUGUCUUGUAGAUCUGGCUACAGUGUUCCUUUAAACCUUCAAAUAGAAAAAUGUUAUUUUCUGUUCUGCAAUAUCUCUGCAGGAAUGGAAAAGUGUUCUAUCUUUGAAGGUCAGAGCACUGAGAAUCAGCUAUCAGGUAUAUUUCAGUCUAUAGGUAACAUUCUUUUAGUGAUUAACCUAUAGCAAAACCAAUAGAAUACAAACUUUAAAGUAAAAGAAACAGAUGCAAUAUGGGGUCAGAUUUGUUCUUCCUUAUCAUUGAGGGGGAACUCCCAGCUCCUCUGCCCUUGAAAUCUCCUUCACCCCUGGGUGCCUGGGGCAACUGUUGAUGAGGACCAAGUGAGGCUGUUGGUGAAUUCAUUUCUGGCUGUUUACAUAAACAAAUGCAAAGAGAAUUUGUAGUAUGGUCUUCUUGAACCCCAUUCUCUGGGCCAUCACUGUCCUAGACUCAGAAAUCUCUGUGGCUCCUGCCAUUUCUCUACUUUGACAUUCCAUGGCAGAAUGAAUGGGACCUUUCAGGAUCCUGGACUUUAUUUUCUAUAACUCCCCUUGUUUUACCUGCCAUGUAGUUGUGUAGCUCUUUACUGUUUACAAGUUGCUUUCACAUAUUUCUUUCAAUUGAACUUGGCAGCUCUGGAGGACAGGUAAAGCAGGUCUGAGUCUGUCCAUUCUAAAGAUGUAAGAGUGACAUUGAUUGGAGACGUGAAAUAAUGGCCCACAUUCACACAGUCAUAGGUGGCAGAGCUGGGUUUGUGCUUGUCUUCUGAAAGCAGUUAUGCCAUUUCUGUUCCAUCAUCUUAACUGAUUUUUAAGCUAUGUUCAUAUUUAUCUAAACUGAGGGGAGAGAGAGCUAUAAAACUGAAUGGAAGCAGUGGUUCUCAGAGGUGUUGGGAAUGGAUUGAGAGGAAGCCUGUAGGUUAGAAUAAAUGAGGCUCAAACGGAGUGAUGUGGAGGAAGGGACUCAGCAUUCAUUAAACAGCUCUUUACACAUACUAUUCCUUUAAUACAGUGUCUUACUUGGAGGAGUAGUUUUUAGAUAUCAGGAAACUGAGCUUCAGAGAUGUUAAGGAACUUGUCUAAAGUGCACAGCUUUUAAGUUGUAGAGUUUAAAGAGAGCAGAUAUUGUUUUGAGAUAUACAUACAUGUACACAUAUAUAUGUACUAUAUGUAGUUAUAUAACAAUAAGCCAUAUUUAUCUGUAUACAUAGUUUUGAGAUAUAUAUAUAUAUAGGGAUAUAUAGGAAUGUGCAUAUUUAUUUGAUCUCUGAGUAAUGUUAAAAAUAAUAAAGUUUGUUAAAUUUGAAAAUCUUGCUAGCAAUUUUUGUCUUAAACUGGAUCUCUGGCUUUAGCUAAAAAUAAACCAUGACAACAGCACAUGCCAAUGAGAAUGCAGAGAAACUGUAUCACUCGUGUGAUACUGCUGGGAAGAAAAAUGGGGCAGCUGGUCUGGAAUACAGUUUGGCAGCUUUCUUUCUUUCUUUCUUUCUUUCUUUCUCUCUCUUUUUUUUUUUUUUGUCUU
This is a messenger RNA of Sus scrofa (pig), 8092 nucleotides long. RefSeq lists its product as uncharacterized. NCBI's taxonomy places the organism in Eukaryota, Metazoa, Chordata, Mammalia, Artiodactyla, Suidae. The record is from RefSeq and is a predicted model, not a curated record.